AUGUGUUUGAGUGUGUCCAUUUCUCGUCAACUCCCUUCUGACCAACAAUUGUCAGGACCUUCAGUCAUUGACACACUGCUGAACUCGCACGAUUAUCACUCGGGUUCGCAUUCCCAAUUACCUUCCAACAUUCAGCCGUUGACUACUCAAAAUAUAAAUCAUACGCCCCAGGGCGUAGGUGGCAGCAGCAGCACUGGUGGAUCCACCAACAAUACUAGUAACAAUAACAAUAAUAAUAACAACAAUACCAAUAGUAACAACAUCAACAACAACAACAACAGCAACCUUAAUAGCAUUAUACCCCCCGGGAGCUCCAGUAGCAAUAAGGGCUCUUCAGUUACUUCUCCAAUCUCUUCUGCUGGCUCUUCUUCUUCUUUCAACAAAUCUUCCGAAUUAGCUCAGAUUGUUGUGGCCCAACUUACUGUGCUAUCCACCACUAUUUGUGAAGAAAAUUGGGACUACACUGUAAAACAAAUCCAUCAGCUCAUUGAUCAAAACGGACCUGAAGUCUACGCUAAAUUUUUCAGACGUCUCAUCCUCACUUGCUCUCCUCAAGUCUUUAGCAAGACCCAGACCCAAUCCCAAUCUGGAAAUAAGAGUGACCACGUUCCAUUUGCUCUCCGCCUCCUCACUGAAGAAGUCAAAUCUCUUUCAUCUGAUCCUUCUAUCUCUUACCGCUUUGCUGUUUCGGUGACUUCUGAUCGUGACCCAAUCAAAAAUUUUGACUUAAUCACCUUUUUCAAUUUCUUUCAACUCGAUUCCUACCAGCAAUCCGUUCUUUCUAUUUCAAUCAAAAACUCAACUACUUUAGACUCAUUUAAACAACAGGCUUUUGAUAUUCUUCAAAAAGAGUUUACUGGCUUGAUUGAAAUCAUCUCAAAUAAGGAUCUUUAUCCACAAACACUCACAUCCGGCACUCUUUCUACCUUCUUUAAGCAAUACGCCCAGGACCCUGUUCCUCCUUUCUUCUUUGCCGAAAAAAGAAAACUUCUUUCCGCAAUCAUUUCUCGCCUUGAGCACGAGCCCCUCCCUAGUGACCUCCAACUUGCUUAUACUAAUAUGAGUUCUGCUGAAAACAAAAUCAAUACUCUCAGCGGUUUGCUCCAACUUCAAUUAGGCUUUACUCUGGCUGCCCCUGAUGGUACGCCUUUGCCAAACCCUCCUCCUGUUGAAGAAAUUCCUACCUCUUCUGAACUUUCCUAUAAGAUUUCAAAUCUUCCCAAACCUAUUACUGAUGCCGAUGUUGCUGAGGCCCUAAUUGUGCUUUCAAAUACAACUAAUGGCUGGGACUGUAUUCUUAUCGCUGAUGCUUUUAGCGAAGCUUCCAAUCUUAAAAACAUCAACUGGGAUAAUGUUUUUAACCAUUUGGAGUCCCCCAUUCAAUAUGAUGGCGAAUCACUGUCUCUUAGUCUUAAUCAACCCAAACUGGUUAAUUUUUCAAACCUUUUUGCUAAGAUUAAUGACGAUAUUGUUGCGGCAUUUUACUCCCGCGCUUGGAAUGAUUCUAAUAUUCAACUGAGCAUUUCAAUCAACUCCUUUUACAUUCCUCCUGAGCUCUUUGAAUUUCACAAGCAUAACCUUGCAAUGGUCCUUACUCCUCCUAUUUUUGCAAAUGCUCCUGAAUCCAUUAUGCGCAGAGCUGGUCUCUUAUACCACCCCUUUAAUAUUUCUCCCAUUGUUCACAGGUUUUUAGAAUCUGUUGCAAAGGAAGACGGAAAGGGUCAUGCAACUAAGUUUUUGGAUGCUCACGGCAAGGAGUUUUCUGAGCUCUUCUUUUUUGGUGCACUUACCUUACCAGAACCAAGACCUCCUAUUAUAGAGCGUGUUAUUGAGAAUCUUUUUGAGCUCACUUUCCUUCGUCACGUUGAUAAUGAGCUCACUUUUUAUGCUUUCCCAUUUUUCAACAAGAAUUAUCUUGUCCAACGUCUUUUUGAUCAGUACAAUAAAGACCCUCUUUCUAUUAGUUACAUUUUCGAUGCUGCUCGGAUCGCCAAUAUUAUAUCUGACCUUUUAACCAUUGAUCACCCUGCUUUCACUUUGGAAAUCGCUGCCACUGCUGAUAAGUAUGGUAUCAUUUCUUUUACAAACUUUUUAAAGGAUAAAACUGCUAAUGGUGAUCCUGUCUUUGUUGGUGCCCUCAUUGACUUUUUGGAACUCAAGGCUUCACUCGAGUAUACUCAAAAUCAAAAUGGUGCAACUCCAUCAACCGGGCUUGCCCUUCGCUCUGUCGCUGCUGCUCUUCAAUUGUUGAACACCAUUGAUAUUCCUCCUGAAAAGUUUGAACAGUACAAGGCCAUUCAAAUCCAGUGCCUUCAAUCUUACCCUCGUCUCAUCAAUUUUGGACAGGGCUAUGAUGACGCCAUUUUGGCUUAUACAAAGUCGAACUCUUUCCCCCCUGAUGUCGAAUGCGAGAUGAAGCUUUCGUAUCAACGAAUGUAUGAGCAACAAAUUGAGAUUCGAGAAAUCAUUACCAAGCUCCAAGGCUUAAAGCAGUCUCAUGAUCCUCACGAUCAAGAUGUUUUUGCUUGUAUGGUACACUCACUUUUUGAUGAGUAUCGCUUUUUCCCUGAAUAUCCUCUAAAUGCUCUUGCAACUACUGCCGUCCUUUUUGGGUCCUUAGUUUAUUUCCAGCUCAUUGAUGGUAUGCCUCUUUCUAUUGCCCUUCGAUUUAUCCUUGAUUCUCUUCGCCAACCUGUCGAUUCCAAUAUGUUUAAGUUUGGUCUCCAAGCAUUGGUUGAAUUUAAAGAACGUCUUCAUGAGUUCCCCAAGUACUGCCAUUUACUUUUGGAAAUUCCUGGUCUUCAAAUGCAUCCUCAAUUUUACCAACAAAUCAAAGAUAUUGUUUCCGCUCCUGCAAUUAUGGGUAGUGGAUUCAUUGAUAACAAACAAAAUUCUUCUGUUUUAUUUACCGCCAUCAACUUUAACUGUCAGAUCCCAGAGGAGGUUCGUCAAGAUGAACCUUCUGCUCCAAUUAUGGAACGCAUCAUGUUCCAUAUUAAUAAUUUGGCUCCGGAUAAUCUUCCCGAUAAGUCAAAACAAAUUGGCGAGAUUUUAACCCCAAGCUAUCUCCGCUGGUUUGCUUCUUACAUUAUUGGCCAACGUGCAAAGCAAGAGCCAAACUUCCAUCCCAUUUAUAUUCAACUCAUCAAUACUUUGGAGUUUAGAACAAUUGAUCUUUACUUUUCUGAGGUCACUUAUUUUGAGAUUUAUAAACUUUUAAAUGCUCCUGAAAAUCAAGUCCCCGGUGGAGAAGAUAAACGCCGCCAUUAUAUGAAAAACCUUGGCUUGUGGUUGGGUCUUUUACAUUUGAGCCGCAAUAAGCCUAUUUUACACAAGAACAUUGUUUUCAAAAAGCUUUUGUGCGAGGCCAUUGACCACGGAAAGCUUGCUGUUGUUGUCCCUUUUGUUUGUAAGGUAUUGGAUGGUGCUAAAAACUCUCGGGUUUUCAAUCUCCCCAACCCUUGGACAAUGGGACUUUUAAAGGUUCUUGCCGAACUUUAUGAUUUUAAGGAAAUGACACUUCCUCUCAAGUUUGAGAUUGAAGUUCUUUGCGCCGAGUUUAACAUAAAAGUACAGGAUUUGGAGCCUUCUUUUAUACUCCGCAAUUAUGUUGCUCAUCAUGAUCUUGACCACCGUAUUAAUAACGAGUUUCAAAAGCUCAAUUUGUCUAAAGAUGUUGGCCCUCCAAUGUUGGACCAAGUUUCCAGCCCUGCCAUUAAUAAUGAUAUGGCUAUUUUGUCUGCUCAACCUGUUGUCUACCCUAUGACUCAGAACAAACUUCUUACUCCUGAACAACAGCAGUUUCAAUUACAACAACAACAGCAGCAGCAGCAACAACAACAACAGCAGCAACAACAACAACAACAACAACAGCAGCAACAGCAGCAACAACAGCAACAACAGCAGCAGCAACAGCAACAGCAACAGCAGCAACAACUUCAACAAGGCAUCGCAUCUUUUAACGAGGCUGCUUACUUUGAACUUGCAGCCAAUUUGGAGCUUGUUGGUAGUUCUGAGAUUAUCACAAAUCCUAACAAGAAACAUUUGUUUAGUGUUGCUGUGGAAAAAGUUAUUACAGAUACUCUUGGACUAAUUGUUGAUCGUUCAGUUGCAAUUGCUUCUAUUGCCACACAGUCAUUGAUUCGAAAGGAUUUUGCUUAUGAGGUUGACGCCGAUCGUGUUCGCCUUGCCGCUCAGAAUGUUAUUAAGCACUUGGCUGCCAAUUAUUCUUUGGCUUCUGCUAAGGACCUUUUGAAAGAGUCAUUAAGCAGCAUUGUGCGUGACUUGUUUCUCAAUUCUAACCAAUUCAACAAUGAAAAUUCAUAUCCCGUUGAUCAAGUCAAUCUUGCUAUUAAUGACAACAUUGAUAAUAUUUGCAAGAUUAUUGAGCAAGCUACUGUUGACCGUGCUGGUAUUGACAUUGAUAUUGCUCUACGUGACGAUUUGAAUAGACGUCGUAUUGCUCGUGAGACUGGCACCUCUUUUGCUCCUGAUGUUCCCAACUACUCGCUGCAACUACCUGAGCCAUUUAGGAUUGAUCCUAAUGGGUUGCAACCUCAACAGUUUGCCAUUUAUGAGCACUUUGGUCAUGCUCGCCCUCUUUCUGAUCCUGUUUUGACUGCUACUGAACAACAACUUCAGGAGCAGCAGCUUUUACAGCAGCAACAGCAGCAACAGCAGCAACAGCAGCAACAACAGCAGCAGCAACAACAGCAACAGCAGCAGCAACAACAACAGCAACAACAACAGCAGCAACAACAGCAGCAGCAACAAUUACAAGUCCAAGCACAAACACCUCUUGUUCAGGAAUCUACUUUGCAACAAUUAGGUGAACAAGCUGAUCCUUUGGCCAACAAUCUCCGCGCUCUUGGUGGCUUUUUAAACCCUAGUGAGUUCCCUGCGGACCAGCUUCAGCAGUUUAUUGAUUCAGUAUUUAGCCAUGUGAUUACCGAGCUACUUAAUAUCCAGGCUCUUACUGUGAAGAACCCUAAUGCUACUUUGGCUGAUUUGAAGCCUGAUGACAAAAUCAUUCUUGGUCUCGGAGGUUUAGUUUCUGGUCUUGGACUCAAUCGUAAUGAGAUUCUUCUUGAGAAGGUGACAUCAGAAGUACUUACUACUCUUUUUGGCGAGGUUGAGAAUAAUUUGUACCGCGAGUGCCUUGCUUACGUUGUUGAUCAACUUUCCAUUGUUUCUCCAAUUACUCAACGUGAAGUUAGUCUUUUUAUUUUAACUGGUGACACUGCCAUAAAAUGCAACCCGGACGCCAUUGUUACUCUUGUCAAGUUUGGAGUUGUUUCUUGGCCCGAUUUUGAUUUCCACUUGGCCACAUUAGUGCGUUCCUCCAAGACUGCAGACUGGGUCAAGUUUGCUUGCGAUCUUAUUGGUAAAGCGGUAAUUAAAUCCAAACCCUUAACUUUCCAAAGUGACUUUGCCAAUACUUUAGAAGCUCUUGAAUCCGUUGCAUACCCAAGUGAUUCUGAAAGUGAAGAACUUGAGGAGGAGGAUGAAGAUGAAGAAGAAGAGGAGGAGGAAAAGCGUGAAGAGAAAAAGAGGAGUGGACGCAACAACAAGAAGAAGGAACAGGAAGUCAAAGAAACUGCUGAAGUCAAGGGGGAGCAAAAGCCUCUAUCUCCUAGCAAGGAACAAGUUGCUUCUUUGAUGGAAAGUUUGGAGAAGCACAAUUUAGUUUUGUCUUCGCCUUCUGUCCCCAAGCGUGCUCAGAUGAGUUUAAUUUUUGCCGAGUGGCAUCAGCUUUUAAAUCGUGCUGGUCUAAAAGACCGCUUUUUGGAUUCUUUUGUCUACCAAUUGUCUAAGCGUGGUAUUUUAGCCAAUGAUGAAUCUGUGACUAUGCUUGUUCGUGUUGCCAUUGAGUCUUCAAUUAAGGAAUUUAAUAAUGUUGUUGCAACUGAAGAUAAGAGACUUCCUUUGGAAAAGUCUACCAGGUAUAACGUUGUUGAUUCAUUGGCUCUGUUACUUGUUGCUAUUAUUAAGAAUAGCAGAGGCACUGAAAUUGAGUCACGCAUUGCCUACUUUAAGCUUUUGCUUGGCGUAAUUACUCUUAAGAUAUUUAACGAUCACGAGGAGCACGGCGAGAAGUUCCCUGAGCAGCCAUACUUUAGACUCUUGUCGACGUUUUUGUCUAGUUUUGCACACUCUUGCAGUGAAGACCCUAUUGCAGCUGGUGCCUAUAUUGCUCUUGCCGAAUCAUUUUAUGUUUUGCAGCCUAUUUGCUUGCCUGGUUUCACCUUUUCUUGGAUUUCUUUGAUUUCAAACAGGUACUUUAUGCCCUUGUUGCUUUCUUUACCUGAAAAGAAGGGAUGGGGGUCCAUGGUCAACUUGCUUGAUGCUUUGUUAAGAUUUGAGAGUUUGUAUGCCCAGGGCAAAGAGUUCCCACAGUCAAUUGCUUCUAUUUAUAAGAGUACUUUACGAGUCUUUUAUGCUACUGUCAAUGAUUUCCCUGAGUUUGUUUUAGAAUAUCAUUGGACAUUGUUAAAACACAUGCCAUCAAGUUUUGUACAGCUACGAAAUCUUAUUUUGUCUACAUUCCCUCAAGGCACACCAUUGCCUAACCCACUGACGCAAGGCUUGAAAGUCGAUCGCUUGCAGGAGAUUCGCCAGAAUCCACCGAUUGCCAUUGAUCCUGCUGAUGACUUGGUUUUGUAUGGUCUCAAGUCUCUAGUUGAUAGAUAUUUACAAGAGCCUAGUGAUAAACUUGCUAGUGGUAUUGUCAAGGGGUUAUACUUGCCCAAGUCACAUGGCGAGUCGGGAAUUGGAUUUGAUGCUGUAAGUGUUGAUAGUGCAGCUGUUAAUGCUCUUGUGCUUUACAUUGUGAUGGAUGCUUCUAAGGAGCCUGUUGAGGAGGGUCAGAAUGCUCCUUUGUUUGACCGGGAUUCUUCUCACUUAUCAUUGAUUUCUGAGCUUCUUGAGCGGUUAAGCAUUGAAGGCAAGUACUUUGUGUGCGAGGCUAUGGCCAACCAGCUUCGGUAUCCUAAUCGUCACACACAUUUUUACAGCUGUGUUUUGUUGAGUUUGUUUGGGACUUAUGGAACCAUGCGGUUGGGUGAUUUGAAGAAUGAGGUGUGCCAGUUAAUUACACGAGUUCUUUUGGAGCGCAUCAUUUCUAACCGCCCUCACCCAUGGGGUCUUGUUAUUACAUUUACCGAACUUUUGCGUAACAACAAUUAUAAGUUUUGGGAGCUUCAAUUUACUAAGGAGCAUCCUGAGAUUGAGCGCAUGUUUUCAUUAUUGUAUGAUCAUAUUAGUGGAGGUGGGUCAAGCCCAUUUUCGCUAGGGACCGCGAGCACUACAAUUACUGGAGGCAAUAAUAACAAUAAUAACCCUGAACAGCAACAGCACCCGUCGUUGUCAACGUCUUCGUUGUCAACUCAGGUAGAGUCGUCGGUUACACCUAAUGCAGCAGCAGCAGCAGCAGCAUCGGGAGCAGCCGCGGGUUCUGAAGCUAGUGUCCUGGGUCAACCUUUGUCGGUUCAGGUUGCCCCGGGUCAGAAUUAA
Messenger RNA from Magnusiomyces paraingens, 7512 nucleotides. RefSeq lists its product as uncharacterized. The transcript has 4 exons. Gene Ontology annotation, molecular function: molecular adaptor activity. Gene Ontology annotation, biological process: nuclear-transcribed mRNA catabolic process, deadenylation-dependent decay. The record is from RefSeq and is a predicted model, not a curated record. Lineage: Eukaryota; Fungi; Ascomycota; Dipodascomycetes; Dipodascales; Dipodascaceae. The coding region runs from base 1 to 7512 and encodes 2503 amino acids. Gene Ontology annotation, cellular component: CCR4-NOT core complex; P-body.